AAAACAGAUUUGUGUGGUAUGUGGAAAUUCCAAAAUGUGGUCUACUAUAGUGCUGUUGUCAGUGGUAGGGUGUGCCCUGGCUGGUCCUCCUGUCAGCAGGUCCAGGGAUCAGAUCGAAUCCUUCAGGGCUUUCCUGGAAAGGAGCAGACGAGAUGAUGGAAUCCGCAUAGAGUCCCGUAUGCUGGCCAACCCCAAAGCUUCCGUAUGGGAGAACAGCGGCAAGUUCCAGGGUGACAUCCUCCUCAAUGAUGAGCAGGCUGAGCUCAUGCUGCAGCAGUAUGCUGAGGGCAGGAACGCGUACAUCUGGCCUAACACCAAGUGGCCCGGCAAUACCAUUGUCUACGAGUUCAACAAUGAAUUCACAAACGCACAAAUUAACGCCAUCUACGCUGCCAUGAGGGAGAUCUCAGCGAGGACUUGCGUGAGGUUCCGCCGCAGGGAAUGGUGGGAGAAUGUAUAUGUCCUGAUCACCGGCAGAUCCGACGGCUGCUACGCCAACGUGGGCUACUGGGCGAGCAUGGGCGUCCAUACCUUGAACUUGGCUCGUGCCAACCCCGGCCAGGGCUGCUUCACCCAUACCGUCAUCAUCCACGAAUGGCUUCAUGUUGUCGGCUUCAUGCAUAUGCAGUCCACUUACAAUAGGGACGACUAUGUCCGCAUUUUGUGGCAGAAUGUUUGGCCAGGUAUGGAACACAACUUCGAGAAGUACGGAACCAACAUCGUUCACAACAUGGGCCUGCCCUACGAGUAUGCCAGCAACAUGCACUACGGUAGAUACGGUUUCAGCAUCAACGGACAACCUACCAUGCUGCCUAUCUACAACGACAACGGUCUCAUGGGUCAACAGCAAUUCGUGACCGGCUGGGACUGGCUGAGGGCCAACAGGCACUACAACUGUCCUGGAGCCUGGAGCACUCCCAUCAAUGCUGAGGAACUCUCCCAGGGAACCUAUGAGCAUGAAUACAAGGUUGAAGAGGACGCUGCACUUGAGGACUUGCCACAAGAAGCCGUUGAGGAAUUGCCUCAAGAAGACAUCAUACCUGAGAGUGUAAACGUCGUUGAAAUCGCCCAAUAAACUAUGAUCUACCGAUAAAUAGACUGAUUUUUCCAUAAAA
Messenger RNA from Helicoverpa zea (corn earworm), 1115 nucleotides. RefSeq names its product high choriolytic enzyme 2-like. The record is from RefSeq and is a predicted model, not a curated record. Gene Ontology annotation, molecular function: zinc ion binding; metalloendopeptidase activity. NCBI's taxonomy places the organism in Eukaryota, Metazoa, Arthropoda, Insecta, Lepidoptera, Noctuidae. The coding region runs from base 35 to 1075 and encodes 346 amino acids. The transcript is spliced from 6 exons. Gene Ontology annotation, biological process: proteolysis.